AGACAACAGAAGAGGUAAAGUCUCUGCCAUGUCCUCCGCCGAAGUGAUCCUCACCAAGCUGGGCUUGCUAGCUGGAGAUGACGAGCUGGACAUCUUGCCCCACUUCCACAAUGUCUUCCCAGUGUUGCUGGACCUCAUAGCUGCCGCCGGUCGCACGGGCGAGCAAGACGCCGAUCUACUGGAGCACGCCCGCGAAUGUCUCGUCCACCUGCUGAAGUAUCGCGCCAAGUACCUCAUCGACGACAUGCCGAACUACCUGGCGCAAUACGUAAAGCUCUUAAAGCACAAGAAGGUGGGCAUCCGUCACUUCUCAGCGGAGAGCCUGGCACUGGUCUUCCGGCGCAUCCCUGGCUCGGGGAUGAAGCCGGCCAUGGCGGACGCCUUUCAGCUCUUGGUGCAGACCCCGUCUUCAGAGCUGCAGCUCUUGGCGGACGGUUUGGGCGUCCUCUUCUUCAAGACCGUGCGGGGCGUGCAGCGCCAGUUCCGCGCCAAGACCAAGGCCGUCCUGCGCUGCCUGCUGCGGAUUCCACGGCGCGCCAGCUUCGAGCAGCCCAACGGUGACGUGGAUCUGGCGCCCGCGCGGGCGGCGCAGCUGCGGGCCGUGAAGAUGGCGCUGCUGCGGAUGCGGAACCACGCCCGCAGCUUGGACGACGCGGGGGACGUGGUGGAGGCCAUCUUCUUCCACUUCCGGCAGGCGGUGCAGCGGUACACGCGGGCCGCACGGGGUUCCAGUUCCGUGCCGGAGCCAGAGGAAGAAGAUGAAGACAGCGAUAGCGAGGAGCCGCCGAGCAAGGAAAGCGCUGCUCAGGAGGUGCUGUUCUUCGUGGACCUCGUAGUCUCCUGGCUCUUCAUGAAGCCGCGCCCCAGCAACUGCCGGGGAGACAGCUGGGCCGCCUUUGCCGCGGUGGCCGUGGAGUGCUUCUCUGGCAUCCUGGAGGCAGGCAAUUUGGAGACUUCGAGCGAGCCGCGCGCGACGAGCUUUCCGCCAGUGGCCAUGCCGGUGUCGGAGACCACGAAGCGGGGCUUCCUCCUGCUCUGGCGCGCCAUGCCCUCAGCCGUGGCGCCCUUGGCGGAGGAGAAGUUGGCGGAGCUCUUUGGAGGGCCCAAGGAGGUGGAGGCGCAAGCGGCUUUGCUCGCCAGCGGGCAAGAGGAGACGCUAAGCCUCUGCGCGGCCGCGGCUCCUUUGCCCUCCGUCGGCCUGGGGCGCCUGGGGCCACGUUUGGCCGCGGCCGCCUCGGCGGCGCUGGGCCUCGGCCCGGCGGAGACGCGGCUCCGCAGCGAGCGCUGCACCGUCGGGGCGCAGCUGCACCGCUGGGAGGCGAGCCCUGGGCUCUUGGAGAAGCUCCUGGAGACUUUGGAAGCCCUCGGCUCGCCUCACGCCGACGCCGACGCGGACGCGGGGCUGGCGGGGCUGGCGGGCGCCAUGGCGAGCGCCGGCGCGGUGCUCAGGCUGUUCCAAGCCCAGCCGGAGCAACGCGCAGCCUUCGAACGCCUGGCGCGGCUGCUGCCGAUGGCCGCCAAAGCGGCAAGCCACGCAGCGCCGAAGGCCAUGCUGCUGGCCCGGGUGUUUGAGUGCUGCGCGCUGGCGGCCCAAGGUUUGGCCGCGGCUCCCGCGCCGCCUGUGGACAGCUGGCCCGCGGCGGUUCCGGCGGGGAACCCCGCCGACUGGGCGGCGUGGACGGUGGCCUGGGGCCAGUCAGAGGCACACCCAGGCCCGCUCUUCACCGCCGUCAGCCGAGCGCUCUCGGCGGAGUCGGCGGCGCUCGUGCCGCUGAUGCCGCGGGUUUUAGUGGCGGCGCAGUCCAGCAACGCGCAGGUGCGCUUGGCCGCUCUGCGUGUGGCGCGCCUGCUGCCGGCGGAGGCCUUGUGUCGCCAGCUUCUGGCGCCCGAUGGCGCCGUGGGAGACGCUUCUGGAGGCGAGCCGGGUGAGCCGGGUGAGCCGCUGAAGCUGCUAGACCUCUGCCAGCAGCUGGAGGACACCCCGGCAGAUUUCCCCAACGAGCGCAAGCGCUCAGAGCAGAUCCGGCGUCUGGGCAAGGCGCUGCAGGGCCGGUCCUGGGCGGCCCACCUGGCCAUGCAGAUCUUGGCGAGCCAAUUCUCCGUGCGGCUCAUGCCCCUCUGGGCGCCCACAGAGGAAGCCUUACUGCAGCCCGUUGAGGGCAAGAAGCGGCCCAUCGAGGAGGCGGCUGCAGGCAAGCGGAAGAAGCGGCGCGUGGGCAAGGCCAAGGCCGCAUCCUCCGUGCCCGGAGACGAUGCGCCGCCCGAGCUGGAGGAGAAGUUCAGCCUGCUGGACGCCGCGGAGGAGCUCGAUUUGGAGCCCUUCCUCAAAUCCUUCGACUACAGUAGCCUCACAGACUUGGACAGCUGCUGGUGGACAGAGGCGGUCUGGUGCACUUGCGUGCGCCUGAUCUUGAGCCAGGAGGCCCGGGCCGCGGAGAAGGCGGUGGAGCGCGAGGCCAAAGGCCGAGAGGUGGGGCCCAAGGGCCAGAAGCUGCGACACCAGGACCCCCUGGAGGAGGAGCCCUGGGACAGCCAGCUUUGGCGCCCCAGCGCCUGGCGGGAAGCCUUGGAUCAGGUCUGGGAGGGCCAGGAGCUGUGGCAGACCCAGCAGGUGGCGGCUGCCACCAUGCACGAGCGCGCCUGGCGCCUGGCCAGCAAGCUCGCUGGCGUGUGGCGAGCUUCAAAGGCCGAGCCGUGGGAGGCCUUAAAGCGGCACCACGAGGACUGGCUGCUGGCCAAGUUGCUGUCCCACCUGGACCGCCGCUACCAGCAAACCCAAAGGGACACCUAUGGGCCACUGGUCCACGCAUUGCAAGCGGUGGCGCAGAUGCCCUCCAUUGAGACCUGCAGCCGCCCGUUGGUGAAGCUAUGCCUCCACGGCUGCAUCCACUGGCUGCUGCUGGAGGACUCCAAGCUACAGCAGCUGGCCGUGGCGGUGCUGGCAAAAUUCGGCACCAGCUUUCCCUUCAUCGGCAAAUGCGAGGAGCAGUUGAAGCGACUCUGCGACGAUGCCAGCUUCAGCGACGAGAUGCUCUCCUUGUCGGCCACCCGUGAUACCCACGAUGACCCGGAGGCGGAGGCCAACGUCCUCUUCGAGCAUCGCCAGCAGCUGAUGCCCCUAGUCCUGCGGAUCUUGUUUGCCAAGGCCACCCGCAGGGGCAAGCAGCUGGAGAAGCGCAGCACGCAGUCCAGCCGCCGCGGCUCGGUGAUGGCCUACCUCACGCACCUCACCGACGAGGCGUCGCUGCCGGAACUCUUCUUAGUGCUCCUGGGCUCCGUCUUGACGGUGCUGCCGUCCGAGGGUACGGACUCCCGGGUCUCCUCGAUUCAGCGCACCGCGUGCUUGCGCCGCGUCUUCACCGAAGCGGCGCCAAAGCCCGCGGCCUGGUGCGAGAAGUUGGCCAGCGCGCAGCGCUGGGGCCGCAAGGCGGCGCAGCUGCCGGCCGGCUGGGCCUGGCCGGAUGCAUCGGGCUCCAUCGCCGUGGACACGGAGGCCACGCCGCAGCGCCUCUUCGGGGUGCUGCAGAGCCUGGAGGAGGUGGUGCCCCAACUGGCGCCCAAGAUGCGCGCGACCGCCUGGCCCCGGCGCCUCAUGGAGCUCUGCGUCUCGGUGCUGCAGCGCGCCGGGCAGACCUCCAGAGCCAUGGAGCGCCAGGAGCAGAUGCAGAUCACCCGCCAGUGCCUGCGCGCCGCCUUGCUGCGCUGCAAGGAGCUCUUGGAGCAAUUCCCGGAGGACCUCGAGGAGCUGCUGGCGGCGAUGCGGCCGGCCCGCGGCACGGUGGAGUUCCUUUUCCGGCGCUUGGCGAGCAGCGGGGCCGUGCAGACCUCCGCGGCGGUGGUCAUGGCACGGAGCUGGGCGGAAGAGCCCGCGCUCUUCCAGUGCUUCGAGGAGUUUCCAGCCCUCGAGUGGCUCUUCCGCGUGCCGGCUGCCGCCUCGGUGAAGGCCGCGUUGGCGGAGCACGGCCACGCGGGGGACGUCGUGCCCCUGGUGGCAGAGAUUGCACUGCGCCUCUGCCGCGGUGGGUCCCUGGAGACGGCCAAGAAGGUGAGGCGACAGUACAGGGACGUGAAACGCGAAUUGCGCAAGCGGCAUCGGGACGGUGACGACAGCGACGAGGAGGUGGACGAGGAAGAGGAGGACGACAUCAUGGACCGGGAGGCCCAGGAGGAAGCGGUGCGUCGGGGCAUCGAGGUCAUGCGCCCCCACGUGGACGUGUUGCUGUCCUCCAUGCACGAGUUGGUGCAGAACCGGCUGCAUCUCAAGGGAAAGCAACGGGACAAGGUGCACGUGGCUACACCCACGGAGCUCUCGGUGCUGGCGUCGGUGUCGGAGUGGUGCUCGGAUCCCAAGGUGGCGCAGCAGUUGGUGCAGCUGCUGAUGACGGUACUGUCCACCACCAAAGGCAAAGGCGUGUCCAGCGAGAGCCAGCUGCUCCUGGUCACGUCCCUACGGCGCUUGGUCUUUGUUGCUUUGCCAUCAGAAGCCGUCGGGAUGCAGACAGAGGCAGCCAAGCCCAGUGGUCCAGAGGCGGCGACGUCGGAGGCCGUCAAGAAGCCAAAGUCGCAGAGUAGCUUCGUGGCCGAGACGGUGGCCCGGUUGCUGGGCUCCGUCAAGGACGUGGUGGUCAGAAAGCAGCUGGCGGAGCUGCUGGUGGAGGUGGAGGCCAUCAGGCGCCACGGACAGGAGGCCAAGGCCUACCUGGAGACGAGCCACACCUGGCAGCCGCCUGAGGACAAGGACUUUAGUACGUUGGAGGUGGCCCAUUUGGUGAGCGCGUUGAACAGCCUGAGGCGCUCAGGCCUUCAGGAGCCGGAUGUGGACGCCCACGUGGAGAUCCUGCAGGGCUUGGCGGACCAUCACCUCGUGGAGGGCAAGGUGGUUCCUGCCAAGAUGCUGGCACCGGUGGUGUAUCAUUGCCUCUUCCUGCUGGGCUGUGAGGGUGUCGACCUGGGCGUGCAGCACGGCGCGGAGCGGGUCUUGUGCUGCCUGGCGGACCGGCUGCUGCACCAGGUGGAGGAUGCCACCGAAGACCGCCAGGAGCUGCUGCACCUCACCUUCACGGUUACCAUCCAGGCGCUACGGCGGAUGCUGAAGGCCCCGGCGGACGAGGUCUUUCGCCCCGCGCUGCGGGUGCUGGCGCACUACGUGCGCUUCUUGGCUCCCCACUGCGGCGCCUGGAAAGCGGCGCCGGCGUCGGGCGAGCAGAGGGGCGCCUCCUUUGGGUCCUCACCGGAGGCCUUGCUGCAUCAAGACCUGCUGCCCCUGCUGAAGAACGUGCGGGGCGACGACGGCGGGGACUUGUUCGGGAACUUGCUGCACCUCCAAAAGCACCGCAGGGGCCGGGGCCUUUUGGCUCUGGCGCAGCGGGCGGAGCAGAACGGCUUGUCCUCCACCACGCUCACCCACUUCAUGCUGCCCCUGUCUCUGCAGGCGGUGCUGCAGCACAAUGCUUCCACCAACGCCUUUGACCCCAACUACGCGGAGACCGGGGUGCGAUGCUUGGGGGAGAGCAUGCGCGGCGUGUCUUGGUCCACCUGCUUGCAGACCAUACGACAGCUCUCCUUCCUGCUGUCCAAGCACGAGGCCCGUGAGCGCUGGAUCGUGAAGGGCGCCUGCGAGUGCUUGCAGCGCUUCCCGCUGCCCGAGCACCCGCUGCCGGACCCCGAGCUUUUGGAGGGCUUCAGGGCAGCAGACCUGCCAGAAGUGCUCAACGCCUUCCCUGAGAAGAGGAAGGGCAAAGGCAAAGGCAAGAAAGGCAAAGGCAAGGGCAAGGGCAAGGGCAAGGGCAAAGGAAAGGGCAGGAAGAGCGCAAAAAAGUCAGCGCAAGAACGCAGUGCGGAUGGUGAAGAAAAGGCGGAGAAGGAAGAGGAGGAGGAGAAGAAGGAGGGCAAAGAAGAAGAGGACAGGGAAGAUGAGGAGGACAAGGACAAGGAGAAGGAGGAUAAAAGCGCUGACAGCAUCGUGCGCUCUUUGAGGAGCACGGUGCUGCCGAUCCUGCAGAAGCUGUGGAAGGGCAAGAAAGAGGCCAAGGGCGGCGGCAAGGGCGGCCGAUCCGGUGGCAAGUCGAUCCCAUCGGUACGCAUCGCCGUGAUCAGCGUGAUGAUGCACUGCGUGCGGCAUUUGCCGGAGAAGGACUUCGCCUCGGAGCUGCCGAGGGUUUUGGGCUACGUGGUGGAUGGGCUCAAGGACCGGGACGCGGACACCAGGCGCGCGGCGCGCCAGGCACUGCAGAGCGUGGCGCAGGCGCUGGGGCCCAGGUGGCUGCCGUGGCUGGUCCGGGAGCUGCGGCCUCGCCUGGACCGGGGCUUCAUGGUCUUCGUGCGCGGCAGCGCGGUGCUGGCGGCGCUGCAGGCGCUGGAGGACCUGGCGGCCAGCGGGGACCUGGACGCGGCGCUGCAGGAGCUGCUCACCGAGGCCAUGGAGGAGCUGGAGAGGCAGCUGGCCUCCAGAGAGGCGGAGACUGGGGAGGACCUGGUGCGGCCGAACCAGGUGCCGGAGGCGAAGAAGCCCAAGGGGCCUGACUUCAUGUUCUUCGCCGGGAAGUUCUGCUCGCCCCAGCAGGUGCUGAAGCUGAUCUGGGCGCUUGACCGGAAGCUCCAGGGCGAGGGCCUGAAAGGGGACAAGAACGACUUGGUGCCCCGGGGCCUGGUCUUCCUGCGCCGCGUGGAGGAGCUGAUGAGCCGCGCCGUGGCCGGGCUCUGCGUGAACGCCGCCUUCGCCCGGAGCUUCGACGCCCAGGUCACGGCCUGCUCGGAGAUGCUGAAGGCGGUGGCGGAGAUGCUGGCGGGGAAGAAGAAGGAGGAAAAGCAGAAGCCUGCACCCAAGUUGAGGGACAAGGACAAGGCCUUUCAGGUCCAGGAAGGCGCUGCCACUGGCAGGGGCGCCGGCCGCAAGAGCCAAGGCGUGGAUGAGGCAGCGCGCGCCGGCGCGCUGGGGGGGUUGGGCCUCCGGGUGCUGCGGCAGACCCUGCAAGGCGCCAAGGCCCACAAGGGCACGGAGUGCGGCCUCAAGGAACUGGUGCCCGCUGUGGUGGCGUGCUUCGCAUCCAGGCAGGAUCGGCUCUUCGUGGCCUCUGCCAAGUGCCUGGGCCUGCUGCGGGGCUUCUUUGACGCCGAGCCCCAGGUCAUGGGCGAGCACGGCCCACAGAUCGCCCACACCGUGCUGAAGACCUUCGAGUUCGUGUCCUCUGCCCCGAGUUUGUCGCAGCACCUGCGUGCCAAGGCAAAGCUGCACGGCCUGGCGGGCGUGGGGGCGGAAGCGCUGCUGGCGACCAGCACGCGGCUGCUCAGCGCGCUUCUGAACCACAAGGACUCCGCGGAGUGGUUCUGCAGCAUGGGAAAGGAGGAAGCGCCUUUGCCUCUCAAGGAGAUGAAGGAGGAGCCCUCAGAGGAGAAGGGUAAGGGCGAGGGCAAAGGCAAGACCAAGAAGUCGAAGCAGGAGGAGCUGCAAGAGUCUCUGAAGAAGAGCACCGUUUUCGAUGCCCUUGUCCUGCACAUCCAGAAUGCGCUGGACUCCCCGGCCCUGCAGCCCGCGGCUUUGCAGCUGCUGCGCCGCGUGCUGCUGCGGAACAAGGUGCUCAGCGCGGCGGUCUACGAAACCAUCGACGCCGUGGGGGAGAUCAUGAUCACAGGCUCCGACAAGCGCACGGCGCAGCAGUGCGCGCAGAUCUUCGUGGACUUUAUGCUCGACUACCCCCAUGAGCCAAAGGCCUUGCAGCAGAGGAUGAACCAUUUGCUCAAGAACCUAGGCUACGCCGAGGAAGGCGGCAGGCGCGCGGUGCUGAACUGCCUCUAUCUGGUGGUGUUGCACUUCCCAGAAGCCCAGCUCUCCGGCAGCUUUGGCUAUGGCACCAUCAUCUUUGCCGCCUGUGCAGCGCGCUUGCCCUGCGAGGACGACCCUACCUGCCACCAGAUGCUCCACGUGCUAAUUUGCACCCUGCUGCGUCGGAUCACCCCUGGGAGCCGGGAGAAACUCUUGGACCUGGCGCUGAAGUGGGCGCCCACUGCCCCCGCAGUGCUGGCUGAGUGCUUGGGCCUCUUUGUGGAGGUGGACCCCUCAGAGCCGGCGCUGCGACGGGCGGUGCCGGCGCUGGCGACGCUGCUGAAGGCCGAGGGCCCCUGGCAGGUGGCCUACGCGGCCUGCCGCAGCGUGGAGCGGGUGCUGCAGGCACCACAGGGCUUGCUGAACCGACUGUAUGCGGAGGAGGGCGACGAAGGCUUGAGGUAUUUGUGGCGCUACCUGCUCGGGGAGGCCUUUGCAGAGGAGCGCCACGCCUGGAUCCUGGCGGUGGCCUUCCGGUGCUUGGAGGCCCAGAUCGGUUGCUGGCUGAGCGGCUCCGGCGAUGCCGGAGCGUGGCUUCAGGGCGGGACGAGGGCCUACGGCCUGAUGGGUGCCUUGCAGUCCUUCGUCACUAGCGCGCGCCUGGAGACCGAUAUCUCCUUGGCCCCGCAGGCGGUGAAGGCCCUGCGGAAUUUGCUGCUGCUGCUUUUGCAGCAGCCCGAGCUGGUGAAAGCCGAAGAGGCCGUGGCGGAGGCCGAGGUGGAGGUGGAGGAGGCGGAGGUGGAGGAGGUGGAGGAGGUGGAGGAGGAUGCCGAGGCCGAGGCCGGCGAGGGUGAAGCCGCGUUGGAAGCGAAGGAGGUGGAGAUGGAGACGGGAACGGCGGCCCCCGCGGAAGGAGAGGAGGCGCAAGAGGCGCGAGAAAGAAAUCAGGACGCCACUGACGCGCCGCAAGACUUGAAGGAAGAGGAGCAAGAGAAAGAUGAGGCCAAGGAGGAGCAAGAGGAUGGCAAAGAUGAGUUGGAAGCUGCGAAAGGAGAUGAGGCCUUAGAUGAGCCUGAGGGUGCACGCCAAGGCUCCGUCUACGAUGCCCUGGCCAAAACCGAGGCAGCAAAAGAAACACAGCCCAUCGCAGUGUCCGGUGACGUGGAGGACCGCCUCCGGCGCAGCCGUGUGAGGUGGCUGCUGGUGAGGUGGUCCCAUCAGUCCCAAGGCUUUCAGGCCAAUCCCUCUGAGCACUUCGUGCGGCUGGUGUCCUGGUUUCGUCUCUGCGAGUUCUUGGCUGAGCAGUUCCCGGUGGAGGUCCUGGCACAUCUGCUUCGGCCCCUGCUGAGCCCAGCCUAUCGCUGCACCACCGCUUUCAGGGGUGGCUCCUUGCCGGACGUGGUGACUUUGGACCAGGCCCUGCAGCUGCGACCAGUCCAGAGGAGGGCAUACCUGGCCAGUUUGGCCCAAGGCUUCAUCGACAAAGUGAACCAGCGCCUGUCGGACGCUGGCCAGGGCGCGCACUUCGCUCAGGUGCUGAACCAGGUGCGGAAGGCUGUGGAGAACAAGCGCCAGGAGCGGGUCCAGAAGCGGCGCCUGCAGCCGGCGAUCAACCCGGAGGCGGCCGCGGCGGCCAAAAAGGCCAAGAACCGACGCCGCGCCGAUGGGAAGAAGCGGAAGCUGGAGGAGCUGAUCCACACGACCAAAGCAGGGCGUGGCAAGCAGAAGGUGUCACAGUCCAAGUCCCUGAUCUCGUAAGCGCCUGGAACGUGGGGGUUCCGUAUAUGAGAGCGUUGCU
Messenger RNA from Effrenium voratum, 9560 nucleotides. NCBI's taxonomy places the organism in Eukaryota, Dinophyceae, Suessiales, Symbiodiniaceae. The record is from the annotation of a GenBank genome assembly.